CCGACAGCCCGUCCCUGCCAACCCUGCGCUUCCCGGGGCGGAGAUGGGAGAUGGCGCCCGUGCUGCCCCUGGCGCUGCCGCUCCAGCCCCGCAUCCGGCUGGCGCAGGGGCUCUGGCUCCUGUCCUGGGUGCUGGCGCUGGCCGGUGGCCUCACCCUCCUGUGCAGCGGGCACCUCCUGGUCCAGCUGUUGCACCUUCGCACCUUCCUGGCCCCCUCCUGCCCGUUCACGGCCCUGCCGCAGGUGGCCCUGGCCGCGGGAGCCGUGGCUCUGUGCAGGGGACUGGGGGCCCCCCUGGUGGCUGGCACGGCUGGGGGUGGCGGGCUGCUGGUCCUCGCCCUGGCGCUAGCCUUAGCUCUCCCUGGAAGUCUGGACACGGGGCUGGAGGAGGGCCUGGGCGCUGCCAUGGCUCACUACAAGGACACGGAGGUGCCUGGGCACUGCCACGCCAAGCGGCUGUUGGAUGAGCUGCAGCUGAGGCACCACUGCUGCGGGCGCCAUGGGUUCAAGGAUUGGUUUGGGGUCCAGUGGGUCAGCAGCCGGUACCUGGACCCCAAUGACCAGGAUGUGGUUGACCGCAUCCAGAGCAAUGUGGAAGGCCUGUAUCUGACUGACGGAGUCCCUUUUUCCUGCUGCAACCCCCACUCACCCAGGCCUUGCCUGCAAGACCGGCUCUCAGAUCCCCACGCCCACCCCCUCUUCGAUCCCCGUCAGCCCAACCUAAACCUCUGGGCUCAAGGAUGCCACGGGGUGCUGCUGGGGCACCUGCAGGGGCUGGCGAGCACACUGGGCAGCCUGCUGGCUGUCACCUUCCUGCUGCAGACACCGGUGCUCCUGGGCCUGCGGUACCUGCAGACGGCACUGGAGGGGCUUGGAGGAGUCAUCGAUGGGGCAGGGGAGACCCGGGGCUAUCUCCUGCCCGGGGGGCUGAGACACAGGCUGAGAACAGCCUGGCUGCAGGGAGGGGCUGCCCACAGGCCAGCACCCGGGGAGGCCCCUCCAGAAGAGGCACCGCCUGGGGAGGAUCCACCUGAGGCCUAGUGGCCUGGAGCUGGGGCUGGGGGUCGGGCAGAGGGAGAAGAGGUGGAGAAGCAGGAAACCUCACAACUCUUUUGCCAAGGCCCCUGGUGGGGAAGUUGUGUGUGUGUGUGUGGGGGGGGGGGCGGGUCCCUGGGAUUAGAGCGUUUAAGAAUAACUAGCAAGCUGGACGGGGUAGGAGAAAAAACGAGGGGUCCGAGGGCCUAGCCCCUGUGGCCAGAAACAGAAAUCCCAGGAGGUGGGCAAGCCGCAUGGGCAGCUGCUUCCCUGCCGACUCAAGGAGCUUCCGGACUGAAGCCGCUGGUCUCCUCCUCAGGGCGUGGGUCCCUGAGAGAAUGGCUUUCUGUCUGAGAGAGAAGCCAGGAGGCCAACGUUUUGACCCCGGUGAGAAUCAGAACGCAAGAAACAGACUAAUAAAACGAAAAUGAGAGGCCCCUCCA
Myotis davidii is the source of this 1477-nucleotide messenger RNA. It is a transcript of the gene ROM1, whose product is annotated as retinal outer segment membrane protein 1. The transcript has 4 exons. The record is from RefSeq and is a predicted model, not a curated record. NCBI's taxonomy places the organism in Eukaryota, Metazoa, Chordata, Mammalia, Chiroptera, Vespertilionidae. Gene Ontology annotation, cellular component: membrane. Gene Ontology annotation, biological process: visual perception. The coding region runs from base 51 to 1040 and encodes 329 amino acids.